Gossypium raimondii (Peruvian cotton) is the source of this 1971-nucleotide messenger RNA. Its product is annotated as AP2-like ethylene-responsive transcription factor AIL6. The transcript is spliced from 9 exons. Gene Ontology annotation, molecular function: DNA binding; DNA-binding transcription factor activity. Lineage: Eukaryota; Viridiplantae; Streptophyta; Magnoliopsida; Malvales; Malvaceae. The record is from RefSeq and is a predicted model, not a curated record. The coding region runs from base 354 to 1871 and encodes 505 amino acids. Gene Ontology annotation, biological process: regulation of DNA-templated transcription.
CGAUCCCUUUAAAAACCCGAACACCUCUUCUCUCUAUUUUCCUUUUUCCUAGUUUCCUUUCUCUCUUAACCAAAAGGCUAAACCAAUUUCAAAGAAAUCCCAGACCAGUUCUGCAUGCAUUUAACCCUCUUUUUAAGCUUUUAGAAAAGAUUCUUUUGCCCAUUUUUCUUAGUUUUAAGCUUCGUGAUUAUCGUAAAGGGGGGCAGUUUUUAAGUAACGAUUAAGUACAUGAUCAGUUUUAUUUUCUCAGCUUAUGAUUCGAGGUUAAAAAAGUUUGAGAUAGUUUUUUUUUGUUUGUUUCCUGAGAAAAAAAACAGUUUUGGUUUUUAGUGUUGGUUUUUUACAAGUAUUAAAUGGCACCAGCAACAGUGAGUAACUGGCUUUCCUUUUCACUAUCCCCGAUGGAGAUGUUGAGGUCUUCAUCUGAGCCUCAGUUCGUGUCAUAUGAAGGAUCCUCAGCUGCUACUGCUUCUGCUGCUUCUCCUCAUUACUUGAUCGAUAACUUCUAUGCCAAUGAAUGGACGAAUCCAAAACAUCAAACUCAACAACCAGCCAUGGCGGCCGAUGAGUCAUCCAUUCUCUCAAGCUUUCACCAUCAUCAAGUUCCGAAACUCGAAGAUUUCCUCGGAGAUUCCUCGUCAAUCGUUAGAUAUUCAGAUAAUAGCCAAACCGAAACCCAGGACUCGUCCUUAACUCAUUUAACUCAAAUCUACGAUCACCACCACGUCGGUGCUGCUGCUUACUUCAACGACCACCAAGAUCUCAAAGCCAUUACUGGGUUUCAAGCGUUUUCGACUAACUCGGGGUCUGAAGUUGAUGACUCAGCUUCAAUGGGACGAACUCAGUUAGCUGCUGUUGAGUUUCCUGGCCACUCAAAUUGUCCCACCGCCGGUUCCUUAUCCCUAGGUGUUAACCAAACCUCCGAAAUUAACACCACCACCACCAAUAAAGCCGUCGUUUCAGUUGACUCCGAUUGUUCAAAGAAAAUCGUUGAUACUUUUGGUCAGCGAACUUCAAUUUACAGGGGUGUCACCAGACACCGAUGGACGGGUAGAUACGAAGCUCAUCUAUGGGAUAACAGCUGUAGGAGAGAAGGUCAAGCUCGGAAAGGGCGUCAAGUGUACUUAGGUGGAUAUGAUAAAGAAGAAAAGGCAGCUCGGGCUUACGAUUUGGCUGCGCUGAAAUACUGGGGUCCUACUGCAACCACCAACUUUCCGAUUACAAACUAUUCGAAAGAGUUGGAGGAGAUGAAACAUGUGACAAAGCAAGAAUUUAUUGCUUCUUUAAGGAGGAAGAGCAGCGGAUUUUCAAGGGGAGCAUCAAUUUACAGAGGUGUCACAAGGCAUCAUCAACAAGGUCGAUGGCAAGCAAGGAUCGGUCGUGUUGCUGGAAACAAGGACCUUUACCUGGGGACUUUUGCUACCGAAGAGGAGGCAGCAGAGGCCUACGAUAUAGCGGCCAUCAAGUUUAGGGGCAUAAAUGCGGUGACCAACUUUGAGAUGAGCCGCUACGACGUCGAAGCAAUCGCCAAGAGUUCUCUCCCCAUCGGUGGAGCAGCUAAGCGGCUAAAGAUCUCACUCGAGUCGGAGCAAAAACCAGCAGUAGUAAACCACGAACAACAACCCCAGUGCAGCUCUAACAGCAACAUAAGUUUUGCCCCCAUGCAGCAGUCGAUAUCUACUAUCCCUUGUGGAAUCCCGUUUGAUGCAGCGGCAUUUUAUCAGCAUAAUCUCUACCACCACCUUCAGGCUUCCAAUAUCAGCAUCUCUGAUCUCCCCGGUUCUUCCUCAACGAUGACCACAACUCCAACGACCUUAAUGUCGCAACCAACAGCGGAUCAGUUUUUCUUAUGGCCUCACCAGUCUUACUGAAAUGACCCUUAAAUCAGGUUUUUAUUUAUUUAUUUAACAAGGAGUAGUUUUGCAAUUCAGCUAACAUUAGUAGCAAGAAGCAACCAUGUUUCCCAGCUGA